Bicyclus anynana (squinting bush brown) is the source of this 3818-nucleotide messenger RNA. Its product is annotated as proton-coupled folate transporter-like. Gene Ontology annotation, biological process: transmembrane transport. The transcript has 7 exons. The record is from RefSeq and is a predicted model, not a curated record. Gene Ontology annotation, cellular component: membrane. Lineage: Eukaryota; Metazoa; Arthropoda; Insecta; Lepidoptera; Nymphalidae. Gene Ontology annotation, molecular function: transmembrane transporter activity. Bases 85 to 1644 code for a protein of 519 amino acids.
UUCACUCUGUUAUAGAGAGACAGACGUAAUAAUCGUGAUGUGAUGCGGAAUUAUUUUUAAAGCGUAACGCAUCUUCAAUUCAAAAUGGCGGAGACGCAAGAGAAAACAAAAGACGACAAAGAGUUAGAUGAUAUGAAUAAAGAAGAACAUAACGAGAAUUCACCCUUGAAACCUGAGAAUGAAAAUAUUGAUAAAAAAGAUAAAAAGGAAAAAGUAUCAUUUUUACAAAGGCUAAAAAUAAUUAAAGCCAACACAACAGUGGAACCUAUCCUGGCGUGUUACAUAAUGCCUAGUGUUCUGGCAUCGCUGGCCACGCAAAAUUUAAACCUAGAGAAGGCCUGUCUCGUGAACCUCAACUACAGUGAGGAAAUUUGUGACGCUUUAAAAUCUAGACAGACGGAAAAUUAUACAGAAUACGAGGAGAAAGUUCAAACAUUAAUUGCUGGAAUUCAGGCGUGGAAGAAUGUCGUUCAAACAACGAUCCCGGUUUUAAUUAUAUUGUUCGUCGGCGCUUGGAGCGAUAAAACUGGCAAAAGAAAAGCUUGCAUUCUCAUGCCAAUAGUUGGCGAAUUUAUUACGUGUAUGGGCUUCAUUAUUAACACGUACUAUUUAAAAGAACUACCCGCAGAAGUUACUGCUUUGACUGAAUCCAUAUUUCCGGCUAUGCUUGGUGGUUGGUUUACCCACUUCAUCGGUGUGUUUAGUUACAUUGGUGAUAUAACUACCAACGAAGAUCGUACCUACAGGAUUGGAAUAGUGAAUUUAUGCAUGUCACUCGGUUAUCCAAUAGGCAGUGCGUUAAGCGGUGUGUUGCUAACUUGGAUAGGUUACUAUGGAAUAUUUUCGCUGUCAGCUGGCUUUUAUUUAUUCAGUAUAGUUUACGGAUACACCUGUUUAGAAGAUCCCAGUCCGAAACCCAGGGAUAAGAAAUACCAAGGAGUUUUUGGUUUCUUCAAAGAGUUCUUCGAUAUUGGCCUCGUGUUAGAGACUUUCAAAGUUGCUUUCAGAAAAGGUGAAGGCAACAGACGGACACGUGUGUGCUUGUUACUCAUAGUUGUGUUCGUAGUCUUUGGACCCCUGCAGGGCGAAUUUUCAAUACUGUACUUAUUCACAAGAUACCGGUUCAACUGGGAUGAGGUCAAAUUCAGCAUAUGGUCUACGUACAGUAUCAUGACUAAUUUGCUCGGCACAGCAUUCUCGAUCAGCCUUUUCAGUAAUUAUCUCAAGCUGGACGACACUCUGCUGGCAAUUAUCUCAAACAUGAGCAAAAUCGUCGCGUCGUUCGCCUACGCCUUUGCCAGAAACGACAUCGAAAUAUAUUUGGCGCCACUAUUGGAAAUAUUAAAUGGCACGUCAUUCAUCGCCAUGCGGUCUAUUGCAACAAAACUUGUCAGCGGAGAAGAAUUUGGUAAGGUGAACUCCUUGUUUGGUCUAGCGGAGGCCAUGACUCCUCUUCUCUACGGCCCUCUGUACUCCAGGGUGUAUAUCGCUACACUCAGCUUUCUGCCUGGCGCUGUGUUCUUGAUGGGAGCUCUACUCACUCUACCAGCUGUUGCCGUAUUUUGGUGGCUUUACUUUCAACACAAAAAAGAUAGACUAAUGAACGAAGAAAAUCUGAAAAAUGGAAGUAAAGAAAAAUGCUGAAUGAAUAUACCUACGAGUAAGAUAAGAGUAGGGUAACUUUGAAUAUUUUAAUAAUAAUAUGGUAAUUUAACAAUUUUUAUUAAUAAAUAUUUUGUUAUUUUUGUUUAGUUUUUCAAAUCAUAAUACUCCUAACUAGCUUAAAAACUUUUCUUUCCUUAUUUAACCUCAUAAUGUUUUAUAUGUUAAAUACACAUUAGUGCAUUAACCGUUUUUCAAAAAUAUAACCCAAAACAUGAACGAUUUAUGAUAUCUAGUUGUCUUAACGUAGAUCGAACAUGAUGAAAUAUACAGGGUGCUCGGGAGUAUUUCCCAUAACUUCCACUUAUAGGGGCCGAACUGCAUUAACUAAUUUAUAAUUAACUAAAAAAAUCUUUUUAUGUUUUCAUACAAAGUAAUUCAAAUAAUUCCGACUAUCCAUAUAACACAUGCCUAUAUCUAUCCUUGCAUUUUAAAAUACGUAAUCGUAGUGGUACGACUUUUGAUAUUGACGAGAUAUUGUAACUGGCACUCCGCACUUCACUAGUAAGCUUCUUCAUGAUAUUUAUCUAGAGUUAUGGGAAAUACUCCCGAGCAUCCUGUAUAAUAACUUCGAAAAAAGUUUAAAAUAAUUAUCAUACCUACUUGAUGUAUUGCUAACCUGGCAUCUUAUUUCAACGUUAAUUUUAUGAACAUCAUCAUUAUCGGGCCCCUUUUAAUUACUUUUAAUGAUUAAGCGAAAAUUACCUUUUGUCUAAUUCGAGGGAGCCUUUAUGUGUGGCGAGUCGAGCCUUAAUGAGGUUUUCCAAAUUUAAAGGCAGUUUUGAAAAUAAUUAACGAUCCUGAGUGACGCGCGCUUUUGUGUGCCGUUGACAUUUAUCUAAUGCUGAUAAUAUCGUAACAUGGACGUAACGCAGAGUGAGAGAGAUAGCAAUUUAUAUUGGCAGUUCAUGUAAAUGCAUAAGAGAACGAGAGUAUGCAUGUGUCGGAUUAAAGUUGACAUCAGAAGCGGAUUUAAAGUCUAACAAUUCCUACAAAGAAUUACCCCUCGUUACCAAUAAACCAAGUGGCAGAGAAUAACCUUAAGUGAAGUCCCGGACUUGUGACCGAUGGACGUAGGGUUAAGAAAUUAUUCUUUUAAAAAAAUUAAGUCAUUCUCCGCGCCUAUCCCAAAAUAAUCCAUGAAGGAUUAUCCUUCAAAAGGAUAGACGAAUCGAACGUCACGACAAGAAUGAUCUAGGCCGUCUGAGCUGUCUCCCACUACUCCCGACGUAACUCAUGGAACACUUCGCACUAUCUCGGCUCGUGACGACAUGAGCCAACCUAUCGAAUGACUCACAUGCAUUGUAAAUAGAUGGUACGUAGCCUCAUGUUAUACAAUAUACUAGAAGAAGAAGACUCGACAGUCGCCUCAUUGUACAGUGGUUAGGCUGUGUGGGAUCGAGUCCUGGGUCGAGCUUUAAAAUGCUGAGAUUCUUUUUAUAAGGAAUUUUUAGUAAAACCUCUUAGUCUAGAAUUGGGAAGUUGGUUGUGUUACACCCCCUUACAUCGGAAUGACGUUAAGUCGUUUGUCCGAGGUCAUUAUCGGAAUACGAAAUAAAUAAAUAAAUAUACAUAAUAUGCAUUUGUAUAUGCAUAAUGGAUUGGGGCAGCGUAGUAAGUCUAACUCCAUAUCUCCUCUCCUGUAAGAAUGGAAGUUAAUAAAAUAGGGGUUGAUAGUAGAAGAAUCACUAUCCUACCCCUCCGAUACUUUUACCCUACCUCUACCAUACACCUUUGUAGUAGAUUGAUAAUGAAUGUCAAUUGAUUUUUUACGUUAAAAUUAAGUAAAAUAUCGUACCUAUUUAAGAUUCGUUCUAAAAUGAAAAAGCUAUCUGCGUUUACUUCCAUUAAUUACUUAGUAAGAAGGUGGGUACCAUUAAAAAGGAAGCUUUUAUUAAAUUAGCAAACGUCCGAUGUGGUUUUUAGCUUAUACUCAGAGAGGUCGCGGUCAAUUCCGAAGGGGUGUUUGAAAAACUGAAACAUUUUAAUGUGGUUCCUUUAUGUUAUCUGAAUAUUGUAAGCUUUCUUAUUCAAAGUUUGAGUGACAGGUACUUUGCGCUGAGUUUGUAUAUGAUUUUAAGGGCCUAAAAACCACCUAAAAGUUUGUAACGUGACUUAACUUUGAUAAAGUAUAAUGUUUAGUUCAGUUUCUUAAA